AUGGAGAUUUCUUCUCACCAGUUUCACCUCUUGCAGCAACUAAAUGAGCAGCGCAGGCAAGACUUAUUCUGCGACUGCAAUAUCCUGGUGGAGGGAAAGGUCUUUAAAGCACAUCGCAAUGUGCUCUUUGCCAGCAGCGGCUAUUUCAAAAUGCUGCUUUCACAGAGCUCGAAGGAGACGAGUCAGCCGACGACAGCGACUUUCCAGGCAUUUUCUCCUGACACAUUUACAGUUAUUCUAGAUUUUGUGUAUUCAGGCAAACUGUCUCUCACUGGUCAGAAUGUCAUCGAAGUCAUGUCGGCUGCUAGCUAUCUGCAGAUGACCGAUGUUAUCAGUGUGUGUAAAACGUUCAUUAAGUCAUCACUGGACAUCAGUGAGAAGGAGAAGGAUCGCUACUUCAGUCUCUCAGACAAAGAUGUCAGUUCAAAUGGCGUGGAGCGAUCCUGCUUGUACAGCGCAGGCUGGAGGGCAGAAAACAGCCCCCCGCAUUCGCACUUAAGUCCAGAUCAAGGGACAUGUAUGAUGGGUGGAAACGCUUGGAGCAAUUUCAGCUACUAUCCAACUUCUCAAAGAAAUGCCCAGCAGCAGCUGUCCAAACACGAGCAAAGGCAGGAUUCCAUAAAGAAAUCCCGGCACCUGGGACUGCAGCAACCUUCUGACAUUCCUCAUUAUAAAUCAAGCAAACUGGAGGAGAGGGCUGCCGAGCCCGCUGGCCACAUUGCUCAGUCGGAGGAGCAAGUUCAGAUUGAAACAGAAGUUGAAUCUCCUCACGUGGGAUACCAGUACAGCCAGGGGUCUGACGUGAUACCGAGGAGCUUGGCUGUGUCGCAGCAGGAGCAUGAAUCACCCCGUUCUUCUAGUAAAUCAAAGUCUUCAAAAGCAGACGAGCCGUACACGAGCAUGCCCUCCAUCCUAGGUGUCAUGGGAAGCUGGGCUGAAGAUGAUCUGCCCAGGAUGAGGUUCAAGUGCCCAUUCUGCACUCACGUGGUGAAAAGAAAAGCAGACCUAAAGCGUCACCUUCGCUGUCAUACAGGAGAGCGCCCUUACCCUUGUGAGGCAUGUGGGAAAAGAUUUAGCAGGCUAGAUCACCUAAGUAGCCAUUUUCGAACAAUUCAUCAGGCUUGUAAGCCUAUCUGCAGAAAGUGUAAACGCCACGUGACUGAGCUAACAGGACAAGUAGUCCAAGAGGGGACAAGACGUUACAGACUCUGUAAUGAGUGUUUGGCUGAAGCUGGCAUAGACAGUAUUCGCAUUGACUUGGAGGCUGAAGCACCCCUUGAAUUUCCACAAGACGGGGAUAAGGAUUCCAGGUGGCACUAUGGGGAAGACAACAGAUCUGAUGUGGAGAUUGUGGAAGAUGGGUCGACCGACUUGGUCAUUCAGCAAGUUGAUGACAGUGAGGAUGAAGCAGAUGAAAAGGAAGUAAAACCAAAUAUUAGGUAGUUGCAAGACAAGAAUUAGGAAUUCC
Messenger RNA from Charadrius vociferus (killdeer), 1468 nucleotides. RefSeq names its product zinc finger and BTB domain-containing protein 8A-like. The coding region runs from base 1 to 1443 and encodes 480 amino acids. The record is from RefSeq and is a predicted model, not a curated record. Gene Ontology annotation, biological process: regulation of transcription by RNA polymerase II. NCBI's taxonomy places the organism in Eukaryota, Metazoa, Chordata, Aves, Charadriiformes, Charadriidae. The transcript has 3 exons. Gene Ontology annotation, molecular function: protein binding; RNA polymerase II cis-regulatory region sequence-specific DNA binding; DNA-binding transcription factor activity, RNA polymerase II-specific.